Molecule: messenger RNA, 2385 nt
Organism: Cavia porcellus (domestic guinea pig)
Lineage: Eukaryota; Metazoa; Chordata; Mammalia; Rodentia; Caviidae
Gene: Anxa11
Product: annexin A11
Exons: 15
Coding region: 213-1712 (499 amino acids)
Biological process (GO): cytokinetic process; phagocytosis
Cellular component (GO): cytoplasm
Molecular function (GO): calcium ion binding; calcium-dependent phospholipid binding
Source: RefSeq, a predicted model, not a curated record
AUCUCGGCCCCGCCCCGGGGCGUGUGGGGCGCGGCGCCCCGGGAGUUUUCCUCUCUGGGGCUCCUCCCCCUCCGCGCCCUCUCCCCGAGGCGCCCGCGGGCCUGAGUGCGCGAGAGCUGGGCCAAGGUCCAGCAGAGAAGCGCAGCGCCCGCCGAGAGGUCGUUGCCGCCGCGUCUCUGCUCGUGUCUCAGCGUCUCCGGCCAGAUCCGACCAUGAGCUACCCAGGCUAUCCCCCGCCCCCUGGUGGCUACCCACCAGGUCCUCCAGGUGGCGGUCCCUGGGGGAAUCCAGCCUAUCCCCCGCCUGGCGGGCCCCCCAUCGGGCUGGAUAACGUAGCCAACUACGCAGGGCAGUUCAACCAGGACUACCUCUCAGGAAUGGCAGCCAACAUCUCUGGGACAUUUGGAGGAGCCAACCCAUACCCGGCAGCUCCUGGGGGUGGUUAUCCUCCUCCUCCCCCUGGUGGCUUUGGUCCACCCCCACCCCAGCAGCCUGGUCCUCCUCCAUUUGGAAUGUAUCCACCCCCUGGAGGAAACCCGCCCUCCUAUCCACCCUUCCCAGGGGCACCAGUGCCACCCCCUGGGCAACCACCGAUGACCUACCCUCCUGGGCAGCCACCGAUGCCACCCCCAGGGCAGCAGCCAAUGCCACCCCCGGGGCAGCAGCCAAUGCCACCCCCGGGGCAGCAGCCAAUGCCAAGCUACCCAGGAUACCCAGCAUCUGGACCCAUGACCCCUGCUGUACCCCCAACCCAGUUCGGAAACCGAGGCACCAUCACAGACGCUGCUGGCUUUGACCCGCUGCGCGAUGCUGAGGUCCUGCGGAAGGCCAUGAAGGGCUUUGGGACCGACGAACAGGCCAUCAUCGACUGCCUGGGGAGUCGCUCCAACAAGCAGCGGCAGCAGAUCAUCCUGUCCUUCAAGACGGCCUACGGGAAGGAUUUGAUCAAAGACCUGAAAUCCGAGCUGUCAGGGAAUUUUGAGAAGACCAUCUUGGCUCUGAUGAAGACCCCAAUACAGUACGACGUGUCUGAGAUAAAGGAGGCCAUCAAGGGUGCUGGCACAGAUGAAGCUUGUCUGAUCGAGAUCCUGGCUUCUCGAAGCAAUGAGCACAUCCAGGAGCUGAGCAGAGCCUACAAAGCAGAACACAAGAAGACCCUGGAGGAGGCCAUUCGCAGCGACACAUCCGGGCACUUCCAGAGGCUCCUCAUCUCCCUCUCUCAGGGUAACCGAGACGAAAGCACAAAUGUGGACAUGUCCCUCGUCCAGAGAGACGUCCAGGAGCUGUAUGCUGCCGGGGAGAACCGAUUGGGAACGGAUGAGUCCAAGUUCAAUGCCAUUCUGUGCUCCCGAAGCCGGGUCCACUUGGUGGCAGUUUUCAAUGAGUAUCAGAGGAUGACAGGCCGGGACAUCGAGAACAGCAUCUGCCGGGAGAUGUCGGGGAACCUGGAGCGGGGCAUGCUGGCCGUGGUGAAAUGUCUCAAGAACACCCCAGCCUUCUUCGCUGAGAGGCUCAAUAAGGCCAUGCGGGGAGCAGGAACAAAGGACCGGACCCUGAUUCGCAUCAUGGUGUCCCGCAGCGAGAUUGACCUUCUGGACAUCAGAGCAGAGUACAAGCGGAUGUAUGGCAAGUCGCUGUACAGUGACAUCACGGGAGACACUUCUGGGGACUACAGGAAGAUCCUGCUGAAGAUCUGCGGUGGCAACGACUGAGCUGUGACUGGCGGUUCACUCCUGCCCCCUGCUGGCAAUGCAGUGCCAGGAUGAGGCCAGAUGAUUGCUUCCCACAAAUCCAGCCCAGUAGCCCCGAGGCGCACACAUCUGUCCCCAGAGGCUUGGCCCUGUCCUGCCCUGCCCUUCCUGGCCCCACACCCUGAUUAAGGGCCUGGUUGUGGCUAGUACUCCAGCAGGGAGCCUUCUCCUCCCACUCCCUGCUGCCUCAGGCUAUUAGAGUAGGUAUUUGAUUUCCUGACUUGUGCAAUCCUCUUCGUUGCUUAUGGCUAAGAUUCUCAGCAUCAUUUUAGUUGUAUAAUUUUAUAUUCUUACUUGUACCAUCUUUGCCUAGCAGAUGCACAUGAGUGUGUGUACCAAUACACAUUUCUGGGGAGUGAACCAUGACCCUCACCAAGGCCUGAAAGUGUAAUAUCUACGUCUUAGGGAGACUAUAUCAUGAGCUUUGUGUUUGCCAAACACUUACAUUUUUAGGAAAACUGAAGAGCCCAGACAGUCAUUUCUUCCAUCUCCCGUGCAAAACCACAAGGCAGAAGCCUGUUCCUGGCCAGUAACAGGGCUCCUUGUACUUUGAAAUGUGCCUUAAACCUGAAUGUCUGUAGCCAAAAGCUGUUUCCAAAUUAAAGUUGGCCAACUCUGGAAUGUUCUGGAAAUA